Megalops cyprinoides (Indo-Pacific tarpon) is the source of this 1550-nucleotide messenger RNA. It is a transcript of the gene mex3a, whose product is annotated as mex-3 RNA binding family member A. Bases 24 to 1550 code for a protein of 508 amino acids. Gene Ontology annotation, molecular function: RNA binding. Lineage: Eukaryota; Metazoa; Chordata; Actinopteri; Elopiformes; Megalopidae. The transcript is spliced from 2 exons. The record is from RefSeq and is a predicted model, not a curated record.
UGUCUCAUACUCUUUUGUUAGCCAUGCCUAGCCUGCUGGUUCUAGCAGGGAUCAUGGAGAAAAAUGGGGGCUACGGCGGGGAUCUGGCCAGCUCCGGCUUUGGAAGUGAGGGGCUGCUUGUGCCGCCUGACGAGGAGGAAGACGACUCCCGUGCCCUGAGGGUCGCGUUGGGCCAGUUGUCUCUGUUGGGUCUUGGGGAAGCCGAAGACGGCGGUGGGGCUCCUGCCACGGGAACGUUAGACCGGAGUAACAACAAUAAUAACCACCACAACAACCACACCAACAAUGUUGGAGGAGGAGGUGGUGGGGAGACCGGGCUUUUGCAGGGGAAGAGCAAGUUGUGUGUCCUGUAUGAUGGUUCCUCCACCGAAACGAAAGGACGUGGCUGUAACAUUACCGAAUGUGUCCCUGUGCCCAGUUCUGAACAUGUGGCCGAAAUAGUAGGGAGACAAGGGUGCAAGAUCAAAGCUCUUCGGGCCAAGACCAACACCUACAUCAAGACCCCCGUGCGGGGCGAAGAGCCUGUCUUUCUCAUCACAGGGCGCAAGGAGGACGUGGCCCUGGCGCGGCGUGAGAUCAUCUCCGCGGCCGAGCACUUCUCCAUGCUGCGGGCCUCCCGCAACAAGCUGGGCAUGUCGUUCAGCGGCUCACCCCCGGCCCCGCUGCCCGGGCAGACCACCAUCCAGGUGCGAGUGCCGUACCGCGUGGUGGGGCUGGUGGUGGGGCCCAAGGGCUCCACCAUCAAGCGCAUCCAGCAGCAGACCUGCACCUACAUUGUCACGCCAAGCCGCGACCGCGACCCCGUCUUUGAGAUCACUGGCUCGCCCGGGAACGCCGAGCGCGCCCGCGAGGAGAUCGAGGCCCACAUCGCGUUCCGCACCGGCGGCCUGCACGACCUCAACAACGAGAACGACUGCCUAGGGCCCGAGGCCGGGUCCGGUGGUCUGGAGAGCCGGCUGCAGCAGGUAUGGGGGCUUCAGGGGGGCCAGCGCAAACCGCUCGCUAGCAGCUACCGGCAGAACUUUCCGGACGCUGUCGUGGGAGGCGGAGAUGGAGGUGGAGGAGGCGGGGGGAUAUACAGCAAGGGCGACUUCCCCAACCCCGGCGAGAAGCCGUGCUCCUACUUCGGCUCCGAGGGGACCCAGUGCUGGGGAGACCCCGACUACCCCAAGCAGGUGGCUUUCUACACCCAGCAGCGCUCCAAGAGCUUCGGUGGUCUGCCACUGCCUCUGACCAGACUCUCCCCGGGCCUCCCUGAGCCGUGCAGCACCACGACCAGCGGGUCGCCCCACUCGCAGGCCCGGCGUGCUCACAGCGAGCCCAUCUCUGCUAGCGCCGCCUUCCCUGGCCGGCUGCCAGUGCCGGACUCUCCCCCUGCCACCGUCCGGGACUGCAUGACCUGCUUUGAGAGUAAGGUGACUGCCGCCCUGGUGCCCUGCGGCCACAACCUCUUCUGCAUGGAGUGCGCUAUCCGUAUAUGUGAGCUCAGCCAGCCCGAGUGCCCCGUUUGCCAUACCCUGGUCACGCAGGCCAUCCGAAUAUUCUCCUAA